UAAUGAUAAUAUAACUAUAUAUAAAACAAAUAUGGACGAUAAGAAGUUUUUGUGCUUAUGAGUGAUGUUUUUAGUUUUAUGAGUAUCAGCUUCGAAUGAUCUUGGCCAUUUCAGAUUAAUGAGGAUCCCUCCUGAUUUAAGACUAAGAUCUUUUGCAGAACAGUACGAUAUGAGCAUGGAGGUGAUCGUUCCUCUACUGAGAUCGUUAUACUCAAUGAUCGACGGACUAGAUAACUUCCCUUUUGAAUUUAAGAGUACUGGAGAGUUUGUAGUUUUCUUCACAAAUGCAAUUUUUGAAUACUUCAACUGAAUCUCUUAUGAUAUAAUAAAUCUGAAAAGCUUGAAAACUGCUCCAGAGCCAAAGUGUAUCUUAUAUAAGUCUUUUGACAAGUUUCGGAACUUCAGUCGACAAAUGGUCACCGAAAUGGAUUAUGGCUAUCUAACCCUGCUAUUUGCCUAUGUUAAGAAGGAAAUUAGUGUUAUUAACAAAAUAAUUGAUGUGAAAGGCCUACACAUCUUUUUGAAUACCUCUGACUGUAUUAGGAUGAGGAUUGGCCAGUAUUUCAUGCCAAACUUCGUGGGAAAUGAUACCUCAAACUGCUCUGACAUUGACUGGAUUAUCCUCAGCUUUUCAGAUCAGCCAGUUGAUCCUUCUAUUGAUUUCAAAUCUUUGCUUACCCAAUUGCUCAUCUUAUGAAGUCUGUGAUAUUCUACCUAUUUUGCUUAUAAACUUCUCAUGCAAGAACACAACAAAUUUCAAAUGCUAGAGCAGCUUGCCUUGGAGGAGCAAUUAGAGUCAAAAUCAUUACCAGAAAUAUGCUUAGAACAAAGAAAAGAGUCAAGCUUAUCCCUGUAUAAUGUUAACUACAAGGCUAUGCCAUCUUUGAAGUUCCCUCUAAUCAAAGAAGAGUCUAAUGAAACUCCUAGUUACGAUUCUGGAAUCUAUAGCUCCUUGACACCAGGAGCCAAAGUUAGAGGUUCUUCUGCUUUCAUACUCUCUGAAGUUGCUUCAAAGAAUGAAUUAUAAUAAUGAUUUCAAUAAUAA
Moneuplotes crassus is the source of this 1045-nucleotide messenger RNA. The record is from the annotation of a GenBank genome assembly. NCBI's taxonomy places the organism in Eukaryota, Ciliophora, Spirotrichea, Euplotida, Euplotidae.